Molecule: messenger RNA, 3952 nt
Organism: Labeo rohita (rohu)
Lineage: Eukaryota; Metazoa; Chordata; Actinopteri; Cypriniformes; Cyprinidae
Gene: avpr2ab
Product: arginine vasopressin receptor 2a, duplicate b
Exons: 6
Coding region: 350-1933 (527 amino acids)
Biological process (GO): positive regulation of vasoconstriction; regulation of systemic arterial blood pressure by vasopressin; G protein-coupled receptor signaling pathway
Cellular component (GO): membrane
Molecular function (GO): vasopressin receptor activity; peptide binding
Source: RefSeq, a predicted model, not a curated record
GAGAAUAUACUGAGACAUAACAGACAGAGAGCAUGAGAAUGACAUAGAGACCCAGUUUUGCUGUUCUAUCUGAAAGCUGAACGGAGAGGAGCACAUUUAACUCUGUAGGCAAAAUGAGUUUUGACUGACAACGAACAGCAUAUUUUGGAAAUAGUCCCAUAUAUUUCACAUAAUUCUUAAACAAAGUUACAAUGGUAGACGGCGGAUAUUUAAAACAGAUUCAGUGUCAGCAUAGAAGGCGUGUACGUGGAGUGGACAGAGCAUUACAUGGCUUGGUUCGUGAAGAAAGCUGUGGAUUAUAUCGCAAAGUGAAAUACUUACAGUGAAGAAACGGAGGUGACUGAAGGUCAUGAGGAUGGCCUCUUGGGAAGAGAAUCUGGGUCAGCCCAAUCGCUCUGUGCUGGAGAUGGAGGGGCCACCGGACUUGUCCAGCUCCCUCUUCAAUCUCAGCAGCAGUUAUGGGGGCACGGGGGCUUUCCUCUGGCUGUUUCCGUCAGAGAACGUCACAUGGACCACCAUGAGGCCCACAAUCCAGCCGGUUGCUCCUCCACGGGUACGGGACCAAGCCUUGGCCCAGGCGGAGAUCGGGGUGCUGGGGUUGGUGCUUGCCCUCACCACUCUGGGUAAUGGAUUUGUGCUUUGGGUGCUGCUGCGUAAGAAGAAACAUCACGCUCCCAUGCACCUCUUCAUGGUCAAUCUAUGUGUGGCUGACCUGGUAGUGGCCUUCUUUCAGGUGCUGCCACAGUUGGUGUGGGAUAUCACAGAGCACUUUCAGGGCCCUGAUGCUCUGUGUCGCUCCGUCAAGUAUUUGCAGAUUGUCGGAAUGUUUGCAUCCUCCUAUAUGAUCGUUGCCAUGACUGUGGAUCGGCACUAUGCCAUCUGCUGCCCCCUGCAAGCAUAUCGGGGAGGCGUGCCCUCUCGCUGGAACACCCCCAUUAUAGUAGCGUGGGUCCUGGCCCUUGUGCUCAGUUUGCCACAGGUGUUUAUCUUCUCACGGUCAGAGGUGUCCCCCGGGGUGUUCGAAUGCUGGGGCCACUUUGCUGAGCCGUGGGGUCUUAAAGCAUACGUCACCUGGAUGACUGUGGCUGUAUUCGUAUUACCAGCCUUAAUCAUCACUGUAUGUCAGGUUCGCAUCUUCAGAGAAAUCCAUGACAAUAUCUACCUGAAGUCUGAGCGGGUGGUGACGGCAGAAUUUAAGAGGAACUCUGUCUUUUUCCACUUCGCUCAGCGGGAGGGGGGCAAGGGAAGGAACAGAGAGAGAAGCAGACAGAGCAGACAGAGUCACCAUGCUGACAGCAGUCUCAGUCAAGCUCACUGCAGCCCCUCGAAUCAUGCAGGAGAGGAAGCUUCCUCCUCAAACCUAUAUGAAGGCUACUCUCUGCCCUGUAGGAGCUCUAUAUGUGAGCCCUCCAUCCAAACACACCUGCAAAACACCCACAACCACCUCUCAGACCCUCCCCAUUCUCAGUCAUUAUCAGCCAAUAGCGUGUGUGCACUGGCUGGACACCCAAAUAGCUCUGGAGCUUCUGAACUGUGGCCAGAUGUGCUUCCAGAUGCUUUUCCCCUUCCGACCGACUAUUCGCACCCGCCGCCUCUACCAGGCGUGACUAAGGCCAUGUCUAAGACAGUGAGGAUGACUCUUGUCAUUGUGCUGGUCUACACCAUUUGCUGGUCUCCUUUCUUUAUUGUUCAGUUAUGGGCAGCCUGGGACCCCGACCCGCCAAACCAAGGGGCUGCUUUCACAAUCCUGAUGCUACUAGCCAGUCUAAACUCCUGCACUAACCCGUGGAUCUACACAGCAUUCUCUAACAGUGUGUCCCGUGAGCUGCUCGCACUGCUCCGCUGCCAUACCAGAUCCUCACGCAGAGGUUCGCUGCCGGACGAUUCAACCGCAACUCACACAUCAACCAACACAAAGGACUCCAUAUACUGACCUCAGCCCUGACUGUACUGCACGCACACACACCAGCACACGGCAAACACGCCACAGACGUGAUGGGCUAGACCCUGUCCCGAAUGUCAUCCUUGCCCACGCUGAUGACAUAAUAGCGCAUGGAACUGUCAGGUAGGCGCAGCUGGGCUCAUAAACAUCUUUUUUAGAAUUUAAAAUGACAAAUGGGAUGCCAUACGGUCUUGUGAACUUCACGGACAAGUACCAAGUGCACAAGUGUGCAAAAAGUGUGCUGUUUGGGGUGAUGUCCUGGCUACUUUAGAUUCAGGUACAUGGCAGAUACACAAUCUGAAAAGCAGACACUGAUCUGUCAUCAAAGACAAAAUCACAUUGCCAUGCCCAGUGCAUUUUACAGACAGCUGUCGGGAAGCAAAGGUCCUCCAUUCUUCUCUAUCUUUCUUUCAUGUCUCAACCAAGUGUUUUCAUAGAUUAGAGUUGCAGGAUUAUAUCAGACUUUCAAAGUAAGUGUGGAAAAUGUGAUAGUGGAAAGAUAAAAAAAAAAAAAAGCCAUGUGAAGAGUGCAUACAGAAUGAACAAAAGGUUAUCUGGUCGUUCUCCGGACAGCUUCAGAAGACCGGUGGCGAAAUGCUGCAGAUGAGAGCCUCAGAAGUUUAAGGUUUAAAAUAUCAAGUUUAAAAUAUCAGCUCGCUUGUGGGAAACACAGUGGCAGCUUAGUGACACAGUGACUUUCCAAAUCAUAUUUAUUCAAACUAUAUAUCAAACGUAAAGAAGACACUGUGAAUUGAAUUGGUCUACAGUAUUAGUUGAAGGUGUUACAGUGGGCAGAAAUCUACAUUUGACCACCACUGGGCGCAAAAGCCAAGCAUGAAAUCUAAUUUUCUGUGUUGGCCAUUUUAGUGGUUUAAUGUACCAAAGCAAAGAAACAACACAUUGUUUAGCAGCUGUUGAUUGUGUAAUGCAUUUCAGUAUGACCGAUAUAUACACAUCCUCACAGUCCUGGGAAAUCCUUGUAAAAAUCAUAGGAAAAUAUAGCAUUUUAUUUUGUUCUUUUUAUAUGCUUUGGGUGAGAAAUAACUUUUUUUACAGAAGAAACAGGGUAAUGGUAAACCAACAGCAAUAUACAGGUCAAUUUCCAGUCUAAGUAUUGCAGGGAGCAAAAUUCCAAGAGAAAUUGCUACAGCUCCAUUAUGUAUAUAUGUGCACACUAAUCACACACCGAUUUCAGUCGCUCAUUCAGCACUCUUUUAGCUCUACCUCUGGUAUUUGCUUGAUUUUUGUGCUCAUCUGGAAUCAGGGGACCAUUCACAUGCUUCAGAGUAACUUAUUUGUACAGAAAUAUUAUAAACAUUAUAAUAAAGAUGUGCUGAAGGAUUCAGAAAAAAAAUACUACACUGUAACUUAAGCACCUUAUUAUAAAAAAAAGUAUUAUAUACAUAUGUACAUGUAUGUUUGCAAUGCACAGAUUCUUGAGAAAUUCAGUAGUGUCUGUGGUAGUUUUGGAGGCUAGUUCAAUCUCACACUUUUGCUUGUUAUUCCCACCAUUGCGAAUUAUUAUAAACACGCAUUUCAGUCAUAAAGUCAUUCUAAAAGUCCAAAACUCGCAUACUCUUAGUCUACACAGCUUGAGAAGAGAGGAACUCCCAUUUUAGGGACAUUCUUGCUGAUUGGAAGUGCAUUAUCAUUUUCCCUUUUUAACAGAAAGCAACAAAUCAUGUAAUUUCCAUGAACAUCAGUCUUGAUUGGGACAAAUACACAAAUAUGAUUUGGGACAAAUCAAAUAUGAUUUUCACAAUAUGACAUUUAUUGUAUAACAGUAUAUCAAUUACCUUGAUGUACUGUAAACUAGUAAACAUUAGAUAUUAGUAAAAAUAGUGAUCAGAUAUUGGAAACAUUCAGAAAACAAAUUGCUAGUGACCUUUUUGUUAUACUCGAUGCAUAAUAAUGGGUAAUCAUAAAAAAUCAUUUAGCACAUAUUUAAUUGACAAGACGUGCAGUACCUAAAAUAUGAUCAACAUUGUAAUAAAUUAUUUUUUAUAUCAA